Messenger RNA from Daphnia carinata, 4125 nucleotides. Its product is annotated as constitutive coactivator of PPAR-gamma-like protein 1 homolog. The transcript has 15 exons. Gene Ontology annotation, cellular component: nucleus. The record is from RefSeq and is a predicted model, not a curated record. Lineage: Eukaryota; Metazoa; Arthropoda; Branchiopoda; Diplostraca; Daphniidae. The coding region runs from base 165 to 2987 and encodes 940 amino acids.
GGAAUCGUCCAACGUGCGAGUCGCUGUAAAGGACGGCCGACUCUGAAAAACCCAUUUCAUAUACGUUUCACUCCCGUUCAGUAUUGUUUUAACCACCAGCAUGUUUCCUCAGUAAAAAUCCGUCAGUUUUUACAAUCACAGUCUAUUUUAUUUGGAUGGGAUAAAUGCCCAGUGGAACCAUGGGGCUGCAGUCUUUGCAACAACUGAUCGAGUCUCAGUUUGCUGGGGCCUGUGUGUCUGUGGAUUUGCUGAGGAUUGCUUCCUCAGUUGCCAGCCCUUAUCAAGGGAGGGUUGCACUCAGCCUUGUUGUUGAUGCAGAAUGCUGCCUUGACAGACUAUAUGGUGGCUACGUUUCAGAUUGGAUCUGUGGUGGCCAGUGGAAUCGCAUGUUGCAAUUCUUGGCUUCUCUGGUUCAGACUUUGCAUGCACACAACCUCCAUUUAGCCGUCUUUUUCAAUGGCGCUUUGGAACCCCCGCGUAUGCAUGAAUGGGUUAGGAAUCAACUAGCCGCUAGAAGCAAUAUAUAUCAGGUGUUGCGACACCUUCAUACCAAAGGAACUCCGCCACCGAAAGUCUGGUGGGUGCCUCCGUCCACGCUCAGGACGGCUUUGCGCCUCGCUCUACGUCAUUUAAAAAUCGCUGUGUUGAGCAGUGUUGAUGAUCAUCAUCAAGAAGUGAUAGGAUUUUGUCGUGAUAAUCACUUUCACGGUAUUUUGGCGGAAGAUGCCGAAUAUGCCAUUUUCGAUCCGCCCAGAUAUUUCUCUUCCAAGCAGUUGAAACUCACUUAUAAAGGUUCAUUGGAAACGAAAGAAUUUAUUUUGGACGAGGUAGCCAAAGGUUUGAAUCUAAAUCCCAACAGGUUCUGCGUUUUGGCGGCAUUGCUGGGUAAUUUUCUUCUUACUGAUGCUGAUUUGAGGGAGUUCCACAAGCGGAUAUGCGAGGAAAAUCAGACGCCUUUGAAUCAACCGGAAGGAGUUAUACGCGCGGUAGCAUCAUUCGUACGCGAACUGCCUUCCAUCGACAAUCUGGAGAGUGUUGGAGCCAAAGUGUUCAAUUCGACCACCGACGGUCGAGUCAAUCGUUUCAAACAAGCUGUUAAUUAUUUCUUGAAUGGAACACGUGAUCAGUACGGACGGCAUAAAAAUGCUACGUUGUUGAGGCAGCAUAAUCAUCAUCAUGAGGGGAAACAUCAUAAGCAUGGUAAUGCUACCCAUGAAAGCAAAGCCAGGAAGCUGGCCUCUGAAGCGGCAGAUGAGGAGCAAAACGAAAUUCCUGAUGCUGUUCCGUCCUCAGGUGAUCAACCUCAAGAAGAGGUUAUUGAAAAUGGAGGAUACGUGAAUGGAGGUUCGCAGCCGCAAGGUAGUAGCAGCGGAAGUAGCUCUGGCGCCACAUCCCCUAACCGUGAACGUGAAGUAUGGGGAGGUCCGAAAACAGGAGAGGGUCAAUACCAACCUUCUCUUCCUCCAGUCGCCGCUGAGGUGUUGAGGACUGCCUACGAGAGGCAUCGCCGUGGUCUCAUGUCGCCUUACAUGUAUCAGCUUUUGACUCAGGGAGAAAUUCGUCUGCCAGUCGUUCUGGAAGAUCAGUGCCAUCGCGAAGUCCCCAAUAUACAGCUCUUCUACCGACCUGUUCGCCAGAUGGUUUAUGCCAUUUUGUUUAACCUUCACCACCACACCUUCCUAGCUGAAAAGCAACGUGAACAACCUCACGAGAAACCGGAAGCUAAUGGAGUUGCCAAUGGUUCAUCGACAGCCAGUGUUUCAGCGUCUACCGGUAGCUAUGUGCCUCCCCAGUCGUUGAACGGCCCGGGAUCCGUCAAUCAGUCAAAUCCGCUCAUACCUGAAAUCAAAAUCCGAGAGUGGGUGUGGACAGCGGCCAACCCUUAUCGUCAUCCAGAAAUUGUUGUCGCGGCUGCAGUUGGCUGGCCCGUUCCAACUGUUCAUCGCCUUUGGUUUGGAACGUCCAUGGAUGAUAAAAAGAGACGGUUAAGAGCUUUCUUAUCUUGUCUACAUGCCGAUACUGUUUUAAUGUUGAAUCCGGAGUAUGUUCCUCAGCAUUUACUGAUAUUAGCAUGUGUGCUGAGGUACAUAAUGGCUGCUUCGCAAGGAACAAUUCUUCAGAAACAAGAAUUAGAUGCUUUAAUCGUACAAGCUUUUGCAAUGGAAAUUACAAACCCCAAUUAUCUGCAAGAUCUCCAGCUUACGAAGGUGAGUGCACGUGGCGUUCAGCUAGCAACCUUGGUAAUGGAAGGCGUCGAGACGGCCUUGCUCGUGAACGAUGCGUGUGGCUCCCCCGUCCCUUGGCCAGUCUGCUGUCCUUGGCUCUUCUUUGAUGGAAAACUAUUCCAUACUAAACUUAGCCGAACGCAGACUGUUAGAGACCUUCACGAACUGUGCGAGCAUCGUGGAGAUCUCAUCAUGAAAGUGGAGAAACUACGCAAGGCCAUCCUGGACGGCCUAGUACUCACUCCGCUUCCACCCCGUCCUCCAGCAUUGGCUCCAAUGCACGAUCCGGCUUGGGCUUCUCGCGAUUUCUUGAAUGGUCCAUUCAAUAUCAAUCUACCUGGUGGAUUAAAGCGUGGUGGCCAACGUCGCGGCGUGGCUAGAGGUGGCCAGCUUGAAGUUGCCGGCGUGGUGGUGAGCUCAUGGGUGCCUAACUAUGGCGGUCCCCGCGGACGUGGUCAUAUGGGACCCGCAGCUGGACGUGGUGGAGGUGUAGUAGCUACUCAGAAUCCAUCUCAGAGAAAUGGACAUGUCCAUUACUCCACUCGGGGUGGAAGGACGGCGCGCGGUGGCCGACGAGGUGGUCAUCAGUCAACUCAACGAAAACAGACGCCUGCCGCUUCAGCAAAUGCGCCGGCCGCCUCUCAAAGUAACGGGAAAGCGAGUGUGAAUAGCAACGAAAGCAACGACACCAACCGAGGGGUCAAAUUACUCACGCAUGAGACGACUCAGGCCAAGGUUACUGGUGAAGAAGUUGCAAAGUGAAUGAAGGGAUGUGAGCGUGUGUGUGAUGUGGGUUUGGGGACUCUUACCGACAGACGAGUAAGAGGGAAGUACCCGUACAAAAACUAGACCCGUUCGUGAAAAUCAUAGUGAACCAUUAUUUUUCUAAUGAACCUUGAUAAAGUGAAUUCAAGCGGUGCGGUCUAUGCUCCUGCUCGUCAUCAAGUCACGCGAUCCAGCUCGAGAUGCUCCUGGCCCUUCUUUUCUACACUUGUUCCACUUUUUUUUUUCUUUUAACCGACACUUGAAAUCCUUCAGAAAAAAACAAACGAAACGUUCAACAAUUCACACCCGCUACUCAGUCCGCAAUUCUUUUUGAACGAAGAGAUACGUUCGUUAUUUUGGUUAAGCUCUUGAUCAGAAACAAGGGAACGAUGUCUGUCAUCAACGUGAUAGACAAAAUAAUCGGUUGAAUCCAAAUAGACAAAAUAAUCGGUUGAAUCCAAACAGUUGUCAAAAGGAAAACAUAGUUGGACAAAAAUAAUUGUCAAACUUCUGUCUUUGCCCCUAUCACUUGUGCCGUGUUUAAGGUAGUUCGAAUCUGCUGCUAUGAGUUUCGGUUUCCCUUCCCAACCGUUCUUCAUUAUUCUUGUUAAAAAACGAAAUCUUAACCUCUUCAGAGAGUUUGUUCUUUUUUUGUAGUUUUCAGCGAGGGGGUUUAAUUUGUUUUCCCAUUAAUAUUGGCGUUAUACGGUAAAAGAAAAAGUAGUAACAUUUACUAAAACAUUCAACUUUACAAGACUUUGUAGUGUGAAAACCUUAAAAAAAAAGGUAAUAAUUUGAAAGUAAUUUUGAUCUUGGCACUUGAAUCGUUAACCGCGGAUAGAUAAUCAGUACAUUGAUGGUUUGCUCCGUCUCAUAAAUUGCUUACACUAUUGUCAUUAAUAAUUUUCGCUUCUAUCUCCUUUCCUUUACAUACCUUCCGCUCACCUAACUGGCCACCUUUUUCUACCCCAAUUUGUAUACCAUAAGAUUUUUAUUUGACUAAAAAGAAUCAUGUCAAUUUUUUCGAUGCAUGUGUGUGACUGCGUGUCAAAACGUGAUGGUGUCUUGAGCCUCGUUGCUGGACGGCAAAAAACAUUUGUACAUGUGUAUCAUAUCGAUGUGAGAAUAGACAAAC